Molecule: messenger RNA, 1281 nt
Organism: Rattus rattus (black rat)
Lineage: Eukaryota; Metazoa; Chordata; Mammalia; Rodentia; Muridae
Product: granzyme E-like
Exons: 6
Coding region: 74-820 (248 amino acids)
Biological process (GO): proteolysis
Cellular component (GO): cytoplasm; intracellular membrane-bounded organelle
Molecular function (GO): serine-type endopeptidase activity
Source: RefSeq, a predicted model, not a curated record
GAUCUGCUGCACUCAGAGCAUUUGGGCUGCGUCUGCUCUGCCCUCCUCCAUCCUGAGCAGCCUUCCUGGGAAGAUGCUACCAGUCCAGAUUCUCCUGACCUUUCUUCUGCCACUAGGAGCUGGAGCAGAGGAAAUCAUCGGGGGCCAUGAUGUCAAGCCCCACUCCCGCCCCUACAUGGCCUUUAUUGCAUCCACGGAUACCAACAGGAGUAAAAAUUUUUGUGGAGGCUUCCUGAUUCAAUAUAAGUUCGUGCUAACAGCUGCUCACUGCAGAGAAAUUUCAAUGACAGUCAUACUGGGGGCCCACAAUAUCAGUGCACAGGAGAGGACCCAGCAGAUCAUCCCUGUGGAAAAAGCUAUUCCCCACCCAGCCUAUAAUCCCAUGGACCACACCAAUGACAUCAUGCUAUUAAAGCUGAAGAGAAAGGCCAAGAAGACUAAAUCUGUGAGGAUCCUCAAUCUGCCCAUGCGCCAUGCCCGUCUGAAGCCUGGGGUUCUGUGUCACGUGGCUGGCUGGGGACUAAUGUCUCUCGAUGCCACUAAAAGACCUGCCCUCUUACAAGAGGCUGAACUGAUCAUCCAGGAGGAUCAUGAAUGCAAAAAAGUUUUCCGUCACUAUUCUGAGACCACAGAGAUUUGUGCUGGAGACCCGAAGAAAAUACAGGAUAUUUUCCAGGGUGACUCUGGGGGACCCCUGGUGUGUGACAACAAAGCUUACGGAGUUGUAUCCUAUGGAAAAAGGAGGAGGAUCACUUCAGGAAUCUUUACCAAGGUUGUGUACUUCCUGCCGUGGAUAAGCAGAAAAAUGAAACUCCUCUAACAGGUGUUAAACCAUCUGUACCCAACCAGCCUGUCUGACCUCAGGCAAGAACCACGUGGAGUGGCAUCAAAGGCUGAAAAUUCAUAAUAAACAACCUCCAGUGUGCAUAUAACUGAAGUUCUUUGCUGUUUGAGCCACUUCAUUGUUUGUGUAUAUCACUGGUCCAGGAGGACCUCCCCUGUCACUUCUGGGCUUUGCUUUUCCCUCCUUCCCCAACCCAUCCUCUUACUGGAACUUCAGGCUACACAGUUCCCACCUAUUUAUCACCCAUACAUGGUGGGAGGUAGGGUGUUGGUUCUUUGGCAUUUGGCAGAGAGUUGAACAGGCUUUGAUGAAGAGUGAUUUGUCCCUGAGAAUUCAGAGGGCUGUGGGUCCUGCCACCCAUUCAACAUCCUGGACUUCCCUGUCUCUCUUAGGACAGGGGACCCUCACCACUUGAAUUAUCUGCUGUAGCAAUGAGC